CGAAUAGAUAGAUAUGGUGCGUCUCCCAAACACCUUUAAAGUUCCAGCUAACGAGAAAUCAGGAACAUGGUUCCGCCUCUUCAAAGGCAAACCCACACGCCCGAAUGCACGCGUCCCGCGAACACAUCCGCGACGGGGACGCCCUGCCGAAGAAGAGGAACCUAGCAUCCUCCGCAAAUUCCUCGAAAACGGCGCGACAACCAUCGCCGCCCUGCUGAUGGUCGGCGUAGGCGGGUACUCGUACCACGUCUUCUACAAGAGCCUGGUGCUCCGCAAAAUCGACAAUGCAUUUUCGCCCGGUUUCUCAUCGCUUGAGCUUGCCGCGCUUGCGCAGCACGGGUAUACAUACUCACCCGAUCAGGGGAUCGACAGUAUAGACGACGAGAAGAAAUUCCGGAUCACACGGCCGGAGCAGGGUCUCAUCGACGGGAUUGUUUCCGGACGGGUCAAGGGGCACUACUACCUGCUCUUCGGCGAAAAGGGGACCGGGAAAACAUCCAUGCUCCUCGAGGCCAUGUCAAAGAUCCACGGGGACGGCGUCGGAAUGCUCGAGGCGCACGGAGACAUCGAGGUGUUCCGCCUCCGGCUGGGCAAGGCGAUUGACUACGAGUACCAUGAGGAUUACAUCGGGGGCAUGUUUAGUAUCCGCGGACCGCGGGAUUCGACUCCUCUACUGGACAUCGAGCGCGCGCUGAAUAAACUCGAGAAAGUUGCGCUUGCACGGAGGAAAAUCCGCGACCAGCCGCUUGUUCUUAUUGUGUCUAAUCUGCAUUAUCUGCCGGAUAACACCGAGGGGCAGCACCUUGUCGAUCUGCUGCAGCAGCGCGCAGAGAUGUGGGCUGCCAGUGGUCUUGUCACACUGGUCUUCACGAGCGACCAGUAUCGCACGACGGAGAUGCUGCGCUUACACGCGACGCGGCUGCAGGUGCUAAAUGUACAAGAUAUCCCCAAGGUCGACGCGAUACGUGCGCUGGGCGUGUUCCGGCAGCAGGCGUUCCGCGAGGACGUUUCCCCGAGUAUCCUCGAACAGGUGUAUAGCCUCGUCGGCGGAAGAUUGAUUUUCCUCGACCAGGUCGCGCGCUCGAAGGAUAUGCUACGCACGUGUCGAUCCAUCUGCGAGAAGGAGAAGAGGUGGUUGCUCUGCAAGUGUUGGAUUCUCGGAGCCGAUAUGGAUGAUAAGGCGGAGGACCAGCAGGAUCUUUCUUCUGGCGCAAUGCUCCUAGGCAAAACGCUCGUUCAGAUGGAGCAGAAUGCGGACCGGUCAUCGUUCGUCUCGGGCCUCCCCGGGAUCCCGCUGCACAAGGCACAGGAGCUCAUGACGCGCGCAGAUCUCAUCAAAGGACUGGACGAGAUGAAUAUCAUUGCGAUUGACGCGGAUGCCGUCGUUCGCGCAGACUCUGUGCCCAUGCAAAAUGCCUUCCGGACUGUUUGUAAUGAGCCCGGGUUUGAGGAGCACCUUGGGGCGACGCUGGAACGGCUGGAUGAACUGGAAGGGUUGGGGAGGACGACCGAGUUGCGGCUCAAAGAUUUUAUGGAUGGAGAGUAUGAGAUUCGGGUGAGGAGGGGGGAUCAGGGGGAUGCGGUUCUUAGAGUGGAGAAGACGGGGAAGUGAGUGAUAUUAUAUUCAGUGGAUCUCUAACCGACCGAUAGAUUAUACGAUAGACUUUUCCCGCUUGCUUAUCCAGAUUCGGAUACCCUUGCCGUAUAUGUACAUUGGUACGGUCGUCAACAGGAAUGCCAAAUGGAG
Aspergillus calidoustus is the source of this 1747-nucleotide messenger RNA. The record is from the annotation of a GenBank genome assembly. NCBI's taxonomy places the organism in Eukaryota, Fungi, Ascomycota, Eurotiomycetes, Eurotiales, Aspergillaceae.